GCUCAAGCCAGGACUUUGGAACCUUUGAGGGUGAAAGUGGUUUACAACCCUGAACUGCACUUCCCGCAAAACCGGGACAGAGCUGGCAGUGAGGAAAGUGCCCGCGAGGCCACUGUGCAGGGCCGUGGAGGUGACCAGGAAGCAGCAGCCCAGGGCGCGUCCCAAGGGUCUCCUCACGAGUCCUGUUUUUUCUCUGGGCUGCUGAACCAAUGAAGCAUCACAAAGAAGCAGCCACCAGGGUGAAAGAUCUCACAACUCAAGCAAAACUGAACUCGCAUAUGGAGCGUGAGAGCACAUGGAAGACACAAAAAGAAAAGAAGGGAGGCAGACCUCAGGGAGGCAGGGAGGCCACAGUAAGGGGUUGGAGGACGGAGGACUGGGUCCUGGCAGGAAAUGUGUUGGUCACAGCUGGAGGAGACUGCGGCAGUCAGGGGAGCGGCUAUAGAUCAGGAAAACUGCAAGCAGGUCCUUCAGAAUGAAAGUCAGGAUCGAGUGUGGACAGGUCUAAAAGGACAAACGGCUUGGCUGACCCGGGGAGGGACCAAGGACAGAGAGAACCCCCCAGGCGCCUAGGCCCCCAGCUUGCCCAGGAAGCCCUGCUGCCGGGCACAGGCUCAGCCCUCGGGAGCCAGACCAGCUACAGCAUCGCCAGGGCAACUACCCAGGAAAGCACAGGGAGGCACAAGUCGGAAUAAGAACCUCAAGAGAAAAUGAAGCACGCAAGAAGCCAUCUUCCCGGGAACACUGGAUGCAGGCGCGAGGUUCUGUGGGUGGGAAGCACCGGGCUGAAUGUGACUCUGGAGCCACCAGGGGCGUUCUGCCAAUGUCACCACAGACCUUCUGCCCAGGGGAGGGAGCACUGGCCCCGAGGGCGUAGCACAGCCAGGCCUGGAGGCUGGCAGGGCAGCCUCAGGAGCAGAGGCCUGAAGUGCGCGCGCAACUUGGGCGAGGAUCCGCACACAGGAAAGAAACAGGACGCUGCCACCCGCCCUAGAGCAAAGCCAGCCGAGCACAGUGGCCAACUGGGAGGCCAAGGUGGGAGGCUCGCAAGUUCCAGGACAGCUUGGGCAGCUUAGCAGGAACUGUGUCAAGAUGCAGAUCAGAGUGCUGGGGCCUGGCUCAGCGGCGGAGCCCUCUCCUAGCACAUCCUGUGCCACCAAGCAAACCACAGAAAGCCCCGAAACACAAGGACAGGGCCCAGGUUGGGAACUGCAGAAGGCAUCAGAGAAGAUGGACUUCAGAGAGGUGUGCCUGUGGUCAAGAUGGCCCGCGGUGACCAGGGCUCCAGCCCACACGUGGAGCUGCCUCGAAACAUCAAACCAACCCCACAUCAGCUACCACAGGCUGUCUGGGCGGGAGGGUGUCCCACCCUCCUGUCCAGGAGAGGGCAGGGAGGCCACACUCGAGUGGACGUUAGACUCUGGAAGGAGGGGUGUGCUGGGGCAGCAGGUGCCCACGAGGGCCGGACGCACCCUCUUAGCUUGUGGAACCCAGGCUCCAUCUGAGUGGACUCAGGUGCCUGGGCUUACUGUUGGGCUGUGUUUGGUGCCCAGAGACUCUGACACAAGCUGACCCUGCACUAGUUUGGUCACAAGCUCCAGCCUCUGCAACCUCUUAGAGACCAAGAGGUGUUCAUCUGUGGGGGUAGAGCAGAAGCUUGUCCUCAGUUUACACAGGCCUGCCAGGCCAGGACAAAGCCACCAAGGCAGCCGACCCCUGGGGCCUUGCAAUGUGGACCAGCUGGUGGCUCUGGCCCAUGGUGGCCGUCUGUGCUGCAGACUUGUUCCGGGACCAGGCGGAGAGAAUCAUGCAGGACACGCCUGUCAUCGAUGGGCACAAUGAUCUGCCCUGGCAGCUGCUGAAGCUGUUCAACAAUCAGCUGCUGGACAAGAGGGCCAACCUGACCACACUGGCUGACACCCACACCAACAUUCCCAAGCUGAAGGCUGGCUUUGUGGGGGGCCAGUUCUGGUCUGCGUAUGUACCUUGCGACACCCAGGACAAGGACGCCGUGAAGAGGACGCUGGAGCAGAUGGAUGUCAUCCACCGCAUGUGCCAGAUGUACCCUGGAGUCUUCCAGUGUGUCACCAGCAGUACAGGCAUCCGGCAAGCCUUCCAGGAGGGGAAGGUGGCCAGCCUGAUUGGAGUGGAGGGCGGCCACUCCAUUGACAGCAGCCUGGGCGUCCUGCGGGCGCUCUACCACCUUGGCAUGCGAUACAUGACCCUCACCCACAACUGCAACACACCCUGGGCUGACAACUGGCUGGUGGAUGGAGGAACUGAUAAGGCUCAGAGCCAAGGGCUGUCAGUCUUUGGGCAGCACAUGGUGAAGGAGAUGAACCGCCUGGGCAUCAUGAUCGACUUGGCUCAUGUGUCAGUGGCCACCAUGAAGGCUGCUCUGCAGCUGUCCACAGCACCGGUCAUCUUCAGCCACUCCUCGGCCUACAGCCUGUGUAGGCAUGGCCGGAAUGUGCCAGAUGAUGUGCUCCAGAUGGUGAAGGAGACAGGCAGCCUGGUGAUGGUGAACUUCUACAGCAACUUUGUCUCCUGCUCUGACAGAGCCAACCUGUCCCAAGUGGCUGACCACCUGGACUACAUCAAAAAAGUGGCAGGAGCUGGAGCUGUGGGCUUUGGUGGGGACUAUGAUGGUGUCAACAGCCUCCCACUCGGCCUGGAGGAUGUCUCCAAGUACCCAGACCUGAUUGCAGAGCUGCUCAGGAGGAAAUGGACAGAGACAGAGGUCAGGGGUGCACUGGCUAACAACCUGCUGAGAGUCUUUGAGGCAGUGGAGAAGGUGAGCAACCACAAUGAAACUCCAGAGGAGACACCCAUUCCACUGGACCAACUGGGUGGCUCCUGUAGGACACAGUAUGGUUACUCAGGGGCCCCCAGCCUCCACCACCAGUCACGGGCUUUUCUGGCCUUCCUGGUACCCCUGAUCUUCAGCCUGCGGCCUCUGUGACCCUUCAGGGCUCCUGGGGAUCAAGGAAGACCAGCUGGUCUACAUGCACAAGGCCCAACCUCUCCUGAUCCAAGCAGUUGGGGUUGCCAGGGGGAUAGUGCUGGACACAGCACACAGUAGACCCAAUAAAAGCAA
Messenger RNA from Sciurus carolinensis (gray squirrel), 3097 nucleotides. It is a transcript of the gene Dpep1, whose product is annotated as dipeptidase 1. Gene Ontology annotation, biological process: proteolysis. The record is from RefSeq and is a predicted model, not a curated record. NCBI's taxonomy places the organism in Eukaryota, Metazoa, Chordata, Mammalia, Rodentia, Sciuridae. Bases 1730 to 2962 code for a protein of 410 amino acids. The transcript is spliced from 12 exons. Gene Ontology annotation, molecular function: metallodipeptidase activity.